This is a messenger RNA of Cucumis melo (muskmelon), 1716 nucleotides long. RefSeq names its product deoxyhypusine synthase. The transcript has 7 exons. Gene Ontology annotation, molecular function: deoxyhypusine synthase activity. The coding region runs from base 224 to 1348 and encodes 374 amino acids. NCBI's taxonomy places the organism in Eukaryota, Viridiplantae, Streptophyta, Magnoliopsida, Cucurbitales, Cucurbitaceae. Gene Ontology annotation, biological process: peptidyl-hypusine biosynthetic process. The record is from RefSeq and is a predicted model, not a curated record. Gene Ontology annotation, cellular component: cytoplasm.
UAUAAUAUUAGAACUUUAAUUCCAAAUUAAUAUGCCCUGUGUAGGAAACCCUACGCCCAUCAUUUUCAUCUUUUAUCUUACUCUUCAUGCCAGCCGUCUCUACCCGGCUCAGACCGUCGGCGGUCGCGCCGUCUCUUUGUGCUCGUGCCCCCGCCGCCGCUCUUCCUAGCAGAUUGCACUAACUUUCCACUUCAUUGUUGCUGGAAGUGACACGUUAAGUCAGAUGGAUGACAAUGAUGUUUUAGCAUCUGUGCGUGCUGCAGUUUUUAAGGAAUCAGAGAAUCUUGAGGGUAAAAGCAUCAAAAUUGAGGGAUAUGACUUCAAUCAAGGAUUAAACUACUCCAGCCUUAUAAGGUCCAUGAUCUCUACUGGAUUUCAAGCCUCCAAUUUGGGAGAUGCCAUAGAAGUCGUCAAUCAAAUGUUAGAUUGGAGGCUUGCUGAUGAGAAUGUGACUGAAGAUUGUUCUGAGGAGGAGAAGGAUCCUAUCUUUAGGGAGUCGACAAGGUGCAAGGUGUUUCUUGGUUUCACUUCCAAUCUUAUUUCUUCUGGUGUUAGAGACACAAUUCGUUAUCUUGUUGAACACCAUAUGGUUGAUGUGAUUGUCACUACAACCGGUGGUAUUGAAGAAGAUCUUAUAAAAUGUCUUGCUCCCACGUAUAAAGGUGACUUUUCUCUUCCCGGAGCAUUUCUUCGAUCAAAAGGGCUGAAUCGCAUUGGUAAUUUAUUAGUUCCUAAUGAUAACUACUGCAAAUUUGAGGAUUGGGUAAUCCCAAUUUUGGAUCAGAUGUUGAAGGAACAACGUGAAGAGAAUGUACUAUGGACUCCGUCCAAGGUAAUCCGACGCUUGGGAAGAGAAAUAAAUGACAAGAGUUCGUAUCUUUAUUGGGCCUACAAGAACAAUAUUCCAGUCUUCUGUCCAGGAUUAACAGAUGGCUCAUUGGGAGAUAUGUUGUACUUCCACUCUUUUCGUAACCCUGGAUUGAUUAUUGACGUCAUUCAAGAUAUUAGGGCCAUGAAUGGUGAAGCUGUUCAUGCAAGUCCAAGGAAGACUGGGAUGAUAAUUCUUGGUGGGGGACUCCCUAAACAUCAUAUUUGCAAUGCCAAUAUGAUGCGUAACGGUGCAGACUAUGCUCUCUUCAUCAACACUGCUCAAGAGUUUGAUGGAAGUGACUCAGGAGCCCGCCCCGAUGAGGCUGUCUCCUGGGGCAAAAUUCGGGGUUCGGCUAAAACUGUCAAGGUCUACCCAUUCAUCCCUUUCUUUCAAUUUCACUCUAAAGUUUCCUUGAUCAGUUUCUUUUGGACCACAUUAUCAAAAAAAGAUCUCUUAGCUUUUAGUUCUUGCAUUUGAACGCUUUAUACUUCAUUAAAGUUAAGAUUCUAAUUGAUUUCUUUGUUGGCAAACCAGGUGCAUUGCGAUGCAACAAUCGCUUUCCCGUUGCUUGUAGCAGAAACAUUUGCCUCAAGAAGAGAAAAGGAGAAGAAGGUCAAUGUUGGAGUCUCAGGGAGCUGAUUCGUAUUAAUAAUAUGAAUAUUGAUUAGUUGAUCCUUACAAUUGAACUCAAGCUUUAAAACACAAUAACUUAUUGAAAAUCUGGGGAGAUUCUAGCCUAGAACUACCCCUUAUAUGGAGAUGUUGUUUCUAUGAAAUGGAGUAUUGUUUAACUACAAAUUUGUAGAAUAAAAUUUAAUUAUAUAUUAGAAAUCCAUUUCAUUUUA